UUCCCCCUCAACCCACAAUCCUUGAAGCCCUCUUCCUCUCAGAAUGAAGCCCACAUUCUUCAUUCCCCUCAUCUUCCUCCUCUUGUCCCAAUUCCUACCUCUGAACCUCUCAAUUGCACUCUCCCUCUCUCUACUCCUCUUCUCUAUCUUCAAGUCCAGCGCUAGGGACUCCAACCUUCCACCCGGCCCGCUCGCCCUCCCCCUCUUCGGCAACUGGCUCCAAGUCGGGGACGACCUCAACCACCGCUUCCUUGCGUCCUUGGCCCAAAAGUACGGCAACGUCCUCCUCCUAAAGCUCGGCUGUCGGAACCUCGUAGUGGUCUCCGACCCCCAGCUCGCGACCCAUGUCUUGCACACACAAGGCGUCGAGUUCGGGUCCCGGCCGAGGAACGUGGUCUUCGACAUCUUCACUGGCAAAGGCCAGGACAUGGUUUUCACAGUCUAUGGUGACCACUGGAGAAAGAUGCGUCGUAUAAUGACCUUGCCUUUCUUCACAGCCAAAGUGGUUCAAAACCACAAGGAAGAGUGGGAGAAUGAGAUUGAUUUGGUAGCAAGAGAUUUGGAAAAGGAUUCUAGGGUGAGAGAGGAAGGGAUAGUGAUUAGAAAGAGGUUGCAAUUGAUGUUGUAUAACAUUAUGUAUAGGAUGAUGUUUGAUUAUAGGUUUGAGGCCAUGGAUGAUCCUUUGUUUUUGCAAGCCACAAAGUUCAAUGCUGAGAGGAGCCGUUUGGCACAGAGCUUUGAUUACAAUUAUGGAGAUUUCAUCCCCUUGCUUAGGCCAUUCCUUAGGAGUUAUCUCAACAGGUGCAAAGAUUUGCAGAGCAAGAGGCUGGCGUUUUUCAACAAUUACUUUGUUGAAAAUAGAAGGAAAGUAAUGGCUAAGAAUGGUGAAAGGCAUCAGAUAAAGUGCGCUAUCGACCACAUAAUUGAAGCUGAGAGGAAAGGGGAAAUCACUAGUGACAAUGUUCUUUACAUUGUGGAGAACAUCAAUGUGGCCGCCAUUGAGACCACCCUGUGGUCCAUGGAGUGGGCGCUGGCCGAGCUCGUGAACCACCCCCGGGUCCAAGCCAAGCUCCGCCACGAGCUCUCGACUGUCCUUGCCGGAAAACCCGUCACCGAGUCCGAUCUCGACAACCUCCCUUACUUGCAAGCUGUGGUAAAAGAGAGCCUCAGGCUCCAUACCCCAAUCCCCCUCUUGGUCCCCCACAUGAACCUUGAGGAAGCAAAACUUGGAGGGUACACAGUCCCAAAAGAGAGCAAGGUGGUGGUUAAUGCUUGGUGGCUAGCCAAUAAUCCAGCUUGGUGGCAAAAUCCCCAAGAAUUCAGGCCCGAGAGGUUCUUAGAGGAAGAGAAGAAGACUGAGGCAUUGGUGGGGGGCAAAGUGGACUUCAGGUUUUUGCCUUUUGGAAUGGGCAGAAGAAGUUGUCCUGGAAUCAUACUGGCUUUGCCAAUUCUUGGUCUGGUUGUUGGAAGGCUAGUGAGUGAAUUUGAGUUGCUUCCACCUCCCGGAGCCGAGAAGGUGGAUGUUAGCGAGAAGGGGGGCCAAUUCAGCCUCCACAUUGCGAACCACUCCACCGUAGUGUUUCGACCUCUGGAGGCCUGAACCAGUACUCUGAAACUCGGCCGAGUCCGAUCACAAAUUAUAAGGAAGUAGUAGAGUUUGUUGCCCGUGAAUUCUUUGCAUUUGCAUCUCCCAUUGUCUCUGUUUCAUGUUGAGGUUCCCUUAUUUAUUUAUUUUCAGACUUAUUUGAUAUGUGGAAAGGUGUAAAUCCUUUUGAUAAGACAAAGAAAUAAAAAGUGCAGUGAUUUAUAUUCUUCUUUU
Molecule: messenger RNA, 1819 nt
Organism: Amborella trichopoda
Lineage: Eukaryota; Viridiplantae; Streptophyta; Magnoliopsida; Amborellales; Amborellaceae
Product: taxane 2'-alpha-hydroxylase
Molecular function (GO): monooxygenase activity; heme binding; oxidoreductase activity, acting on paired donors, with incorporation or reduction of molecular oxygen
Source: RefSeq, a predicted model, not a curated record